CCCAAAAUCCGAUUUCCACACUCUACCCCUUUUACCGCUCACUCUCUUCAAUUCAGACCCCACUGAUUGUUUCCCGCAAUGGAUUCGUGUUGAAGUAGUGUUUACGCCUCAGAAAUUCGUAAAUUGGUUAAACCCAGGAGCAAAUUUUGAAUCUUUCGGUGCGCCAUGAACGCUCCAAUUAUAGACCCGCUGCAGGGGGACUUUCCCGAAGUGAUAGAGGAGUAUUUGGAGCGUGGAGUUAUGAAAUGCAUCGCCUUUAAUCGACGUGGAAACCUUCUUGCUGCUGGGUGCUCUGAUGGAAGUUGUGUCAUAUGGGAUUUUGAAACCAGAGGCAUUGCUAAAGAAUUAAAAGAUAAGGAAUGUGCUGCCGCAAUAACAAGUGUUUGUUGGUCCAAGUAUGGCCACCGCAUACUGGUGUCAGCUGCAGAUAAGACAUUGACUCUUUGGGACGUGGUCAAAGGAGAGAGAAUCGCUCAAAUUUCCCUACAACAAGCUCCUUUGCAAGCUCGUCUGCAUCCUGGUUCAUCCACUCCGUCACUUUGCCUAGCUUGUCCUCUGUCAUCAGCGCCCAUGAUCGUCGACUUGCUCACAAAAACCGUAACUGGGCUUCCUGUGUCAUUGUCUGAUACAGGGGAUGGUGCUACCCCUCCAAUACGAAAUAAGUUUUCAGAUGGAUCUGCUGCAUAUACACCUACUGCUGCGUGCUUCAACAAGUACGGCGAUUUGAUAUAUGUAGGAAAUUCCAAAGGAGAGAUACUGAUAAUUGGUAGUACAAGCCUUGAAAUACUUGGUAUAGUUUCUGUACCGGGGAGCGCUGUCAUAAAGAAUAUCGUGUUUAACAGAAGUGGACGAUAUCUUCUGACAAACUCAAAUGAUAGAAUCAUCAGAAUCUACGAAAACCUUUUGCCACUCAAAGGUGGGCUUGAAGCGCUGGGUAAAGCUAACCAUGAAUCUGCUGAGCAAGAUGAAGAUAAAAAGUUAAAAGCUGCAGGAUCGAGGUCUCUGGCUCUUUUCCAAGAGUUUCAGGAUUCGAUCACCAGAGUGCACUGGAAAGCACCAUGCUUUAGCGGUGACGGGGAAUGGGUGGUUGGAGGUUCUGCUAGCAAAGGAGAGCAUAAGAUAUAUAUAUGGGACAGGGCCGGGCAUCUUGUAAAAAUUCUCGAGGGCCCAAAAGAAGCAUUAAUAGAUCUGGCAUGGCAUCCCAUUAAACCUGUGGUUGUUUCCGUCUCCUUGACUGGCUUGGUUUAUAUCUGGGCAAAGGAUUAUACGGAGAACUGGAGUGCCUUUGCUCCUGAUUUUAAAGAGCUUGAAGAAAAUGAGGAGUAUGUGGAGCGAGAAGAUGAGUUUGAUUUGGUGCCUGAAACAGAAAAGGUAAAAGAUUUAGGUAUCAACGAAGAUGAAGAUAUUGAUAUUUUGAACACCGAGGGAGAUUCUGCCUUCAGUGACUCAGACAUGUCCCAGGGAGAAAUACGCUUCUUACCCCCUGAUCCAUGCCCCGAUGUUCAGAUGGAAGACGGGCUUGUUGUAAAUACUUCAAAGGAAGGGGAAAUCAGUGAGACUGAAUCUCCUCUUUCCGAGGAGGCAGGACAAAAUGGCCAUCUAACAAAUCACGAAUCCAGUCCCCUUGAUGAAGACACAGGAGGAAUGCGCUUAAAAAGAAAGAGGAUGCCUUCAGAGAAGUUUCUGGAUUUUGAAACUGAAAUCUCUCCGGUUGUUCUUGCAUAUUGGAAUUUCCAUCCGCCAUCCUCAUUAAUACGAUACGAAGCUGUAGGUGACAUAAGCAGUGAGUGCCACGAUAACGAGCAUAGCCGUCCCCAUAUUCACCAGCAAUUGCCUUUCUUCAUUGAGCUCCGGAUUCCCGCAGCUACGUCUUUCUCCAAUUUCUUCAUCUUGGUAGUCUCCUUACCUUCCUUCUCUCUUGCUUCGUCGUCUGGUUUCUCUGAUGCAACGUGCUUUUCUUUAGUUACAUUGCUUUCUUUAUUUACAUUAAUCUUGGAAGUUACAUUUGGAGUACUUCUCAUUGGGGUAAAGCUCCUUCCUCUCCGAUCACUGUCCUUAUCAGGCGGGUUUUUUGGGCCGACUGAUGCCUUGUUGUUAGGUUCAGUUGAUGCCUUCAGAGGCUCUAAACUUUUCUCUUCUGCAGAUUGGCUCGUACCAUCAGCUGGAGAAGCUUUGUCUAGGCCCUUUUCCGGGAUAGGUUGCUUUUGAUUGCCAUCCAGAAAACGUUUCGUCUCCGGAUGACCUGAUAAAUCUUGUUGUUCGAUACCACCUUUCAUGUCUCUAACUUCUGGAGUACUUUCUGCUCGACCCUUUUGAGGGGUGGGUUGCUUUCGGGUGCCAUCAACACCUCCACUUCCCGUAGCAUCUUCUUUCCCAACUUUCUCUCUUGGGACUGAAAUGCUAAGUAUCCCUCCAUGGAACUUGGCACGAGCUGAAUUCAUUUCACCGUUUUCUGGAACUUGAAAGUCCUCCUGAAAGCGACUCCAUCUGUUGCCACCUACAAGGCGUUCUCCACGAACCCGGAUGGUGUUCCGGCCUUCCAAGGUAACCUUGACCUGCUCCUUCAUGAAACCUGCAAAAGAAAAGAUUUCAGCCAAAAUGCCGUAAUUUUGGUAUGUAAGUGAAAUGUCGUUUUAAUUCUCGUCUGAUUAUGCCACAUCUAUUAAUCAUGCAUGAAUAUUUCUUCGGUUGCAAAAUUAGAUCGAAUCAACAUUUCAGGAAUUAACACGCAUAUUUUACCGGUGUAUGCAAAACUAGAAUUUGACAACUCAGUCCGCUUACGCACCAGGAAGAUAAAUCCUGAGAAUGUGAGAUUCAUCGUCUUGCUGCCAUUCAGACUCUGGCGUAAAAUCAUCGUAGACUGGUCUUGCAACGCCUGAUCUUGUUGUCCGUCUAGAACUAGCGCCACCGCCACCUCUCGGCCUCAUUGCCAUUUCCUCUGCAACUAGUUUUUUCUCAAUGUGGUAGGGUCUAUUUUGAACUAUAUGACAGCAACUGUGUGUGUGUGUGUAUGUGUUUGUGACAGCCUCAUGCAUUGAGUUUACAUGUAUAUAUGCACACACAUGAGUUUCUUGAUAUGAAUGAAAAACCAUUGCUUUGCA
This is a messenger RNA of Salvia hispanica, 3101 nucleotides long. The record is from RefSeq and is a predicted model, not a curated record. Lineage: Eukaryota; Viridiplantae; Streptophyta; Magnoliopsida; Lamiales; Lamiaceae.